Molecule: messenger RNA, 6139 nt
Organism: Pieris rapae (cabbage white)
Lineage: Eukaryota; Metazoa; Arthropoda; Insecta; Lepidoptera; Pieridae
Gene: RhoGAP1A
Product: active breakpoint cluster region-related protein
Exons: 21
Coding region: 149-3931 (1260 amino acids)
Biological process (GO): intracellular signal transduction; positive regulation of GTPase activity
Cellular component (GO): membrane
Molecular function (GO): guanyl-nucleotide exchange factor activity; GTPase activator activity
Source: RefSeq, a predicted model, not a curated record
CAAUUUAGGAACAAAAAAAAUCGUUUGCUUGGUUUGCUAGCUAUGUGACUAUGUCAAAUAGUUUAAGUUGUAUUUUGUAUUUUUAGGAAAUUGUGAUUACAACUGUUCUAUUGUAACAUAAAAUUGUCAUGAAAUCGUUUUGUGAGAGAUGAGUGUCUUUGGGGAUUUUCAACGUGUGUGGGUGCAACGUUUUCCAGACAGUACUUUACCAGCAGCUUGGGAGGAAGAUGUCAGAGCCAAUUUGGCUAAACAUAAACAGAAAGUUGCUAUAUUGCGAGAAGAGCUUGAAAAGGAGGAAUUUUACGUGGAAUACCUUGAAACUUUACUAUCAGAUGUAGAGAAACACAAGGCAGCCUCUCAAUCCAGUAAAGUGGCGCCGCCCUCAGGUACUGACACGAGCGACGAUAAGACUUUUGAUAGCAAGCAGGGUUCCAAUACUAAUUCUUUAUCAAAAAAGAGUGAGGGCAGUGUUAGUAGUAAAAGUGAUGACUCAGUAGAGGGCUUAGAUGUAGAGGAGGAAAAGGUGCCUUUACGAAAUAGACCAAUAAACUUUGCUGAAAGAAGUUCUGUUAACCAAUGCAUCAAUGAGCUCUCUUCCAAUCUUGCUGCAGAAGCAGCUAGACGGCGUUGUAAUAGUGAGAUUGUUCAGAGAACUGAAAAAGAAGAUAAUGGUGUUGAAUCAAUAAAUUCCAUACAAGCUAAGAACCGUCCAGCAUCACAAGGUGGUGAUUUUGUAACAGUGAUUGAGGUGAAUGGCCUAAAAGCAGCUGAGAAUGCUGCCAAGAAACAAGAUGAUUCACCUCAGACCUCUGAAAGUAGUUCAACUGAUCCAGCUGUUGCUUCUAAGAAAAAAGUACCACCAAAACCCCCACCAAAAGUGUUCAGCCGACGAGGUGCAUCUUUACCAGAGAGUAGCUUACCAGAAGACAGCCCUCCUUCUAGCUUGGGCAGGAGGAUAAGGAAUUCUGAUUCCAGGGAAUCAAUUGCUAGUCGUGGGUCCACACCAUCUAUAAGUGAAAGAGUUAAAAGCUAUGAGUCAAUAAAUUCACUGUCAUCUGAGAGGAAACGUUCUGGUGGAGCAGCUACACCUCGAUCUAUUGAUGAAGAAGUAACUUCAACUACUCCAGACUUUCCUGAAGGCAGUGAUGAUAAAUCUCCACCAAUUUCUCUUGAGAGUAUACCUGCAGUUGUUCGAAGUGCUGAAGAUGAACCCUAUUAUGAUCAAGUGCCAGUGGACAUAAAUGAUGGAGAAUAUGUUUAUAUACAAGCAGGGGGUGCUGGAUCGAGUACAGAAGAUGGCUCGAGUGGCACAAGCACACUCGCGAUGGUACCUAGUGCCCCUACGGCCCCUUUAGCGCCAACAGCCCCUGUUGCACCUGAUUCACCUUUGUGCGCGACGGCUCCAAACUAUGUCAACAUACACUAUUUCAUACAGCAUGGCGUGGAAGGUGCUGAGGCAAGUGAAACGAGUUCAGAAAUAACGGAAUCGAAUGAUACACCACUAUUCCUUCGAACUAUUUCUUCGGACACCGAGGCCAGUGCAACUCCUCCGGUUUUAAGGAAACUGCAUCAUCAGGAAUCCAGCAAUAAUGCAGAAGCGGAACGUCUUACGAUGCACCGUUGUAUCGUCACAAGUAUUAUUGAAAGCGAGACCGUGUAUGUCGAAUGCCUAUAUGUUAUGGAAAAGUACAUGAAUGCAAUAAAGGCAACUCUAUCGACAUCUCAACCUGUAAUAACUGAAGAAGAAUUUGGUACUAUAUUUUACAAGAUAUCCGAAUUGCACGAACUUCAUAAGAGUUUUCUGGAAGGGCUUAAAUCGGCUGUUGCUAGCUGGGAAGAACCCUUGUGUGUUGGAGUUCAUUUUAAGAAAAUGGCUGAGAAUAUUAACGUAUACGGCGCCUUUCUUCAUAACUACGGGCGCGCUACGGAUGCGGUACGUCGUCGUUCCGCGAGUUCGCAGCGUUUUGCGGACUUAACACGACAGAUUGCGUGUCGUGGGCAGCCCAUGUCACUCGACGAUUUAUUGCACAAACCAGUCGCAAGGGUGCAGAAGAAUGCUCUUGUUUUGCAUGAUCUCAUAAAGUACACCCCGGCUAGUCACCCAGACCAUGCGAUGUUAACUGAAGCUUUAAAUAUGACGCAGCACUUUUUGGAUGAAUUUAAUAUUAUACAAACCAAAUCUAUGUUCCCUAAUGCUGAUCGCGCACAAAGAAGACUUGUAAAGAAUUCCUUUAUUGUAGAAUUGGUAGAUGGACACAGGAAGUUGCGUCAUCUAUUUUUAUUCAAUGAUGUUAUAGCAUGUGCUAAAUAUAAGGCCUCCGGUCGAGAUAAAUUCACGUUCGAGUUGAAAUGGUUCAUACCGCUACCGGAUAUAGUGGUCGUGGAAGAAGAUGGCAGUUCCGCGGAGAGGGAGACAUCGCCGGCUAACAUAGUGGCGCUCAAGUCGCAGGCCUGCACUGUACGAGACCAGAUAUUAGCCGAGGAACGGGCUUCCCAGGAUGACAAGAAAAUAAGGCUAGGCGGCCGUGGCGCAGCGGAGAAACAGCGUAAAAAGCUAGCAGAGUUGGAAGGCCAGUUGGUUCUGGCCAGUCCCAAUCUUAUAUUCCGCAUCGCUGCUCGUGCGCCUGGAUCUACCGCCCUACAGCGACAACAUGUCUUUUUCCUCAGUUCAGAGUAUGAAAGAACGCAGUGGAUUGACUCUAUACAUGCGCUACAGGCCUCAUCGGCGCCGCCCGCUGGUUCCAAUACGGUUUCCAUGUUGGAACUACAAAGUUGGGUGACGGCGUGUCGCAGUUACUUACAAACUGACAUGGGCUCGUACUUGUUACGCAGUGGACGGGACGACUCCUUACUUCUGGGUGAUUUACAGCUUCACAUUGGCGGAAUGACCGCUCCCCUCGACACUGCCGCUGACUACUAUAUCAUCGUAGAGGUGGAUUCUUAUGGGCAUUAUUUCCGCAAGGCUAAGUCAAAAUUGGUUUGUAGAAGUGCUCAACCGCGUUGGAACGAGAGCUUUACUAUUGACUUGGAGGGCUCUCAGAAUUUAAGACUGCUCUUAUAUGAAGAUGCCACUAGGCCAGUUCUUAGAGGAAAAUGUACGCUGAAGUUAUCGCGCGAAUGGGUGGCAGAAAGCGCUGCGGGUGGAGUCUCUAGAACAGUUUGCGUCGGAGGUGGGUCGUUGCCUCUUCGUUUGAAACUGUUGCCUCCGGAACGCUCUGCGCGGCAUGUGCCCAAUUCUAAGUCUGGCGCGCUUUUCGGUGCCAAAAUCACGCACGUGGCCAAACGUGAAAAGCGCAACAUUCCGUUCAUAAUAAGUGCGUGCAUACGCGAAGUCGAAAGGCGUGGCAUCCAUGAAGUGGGCAUUUAUCGAGUUUCCGGCAGUGCUUCAGACCUCAACCGGCUUAAGAAGAGCUUCGAAACUAACGCCUAUGAAGCAGAGCAGCUAUUGAAAGAAGUUGAUAUACACAGUGUGACCGGUGUACUUAAAUUGUACCUACGAGAACUGCCCGAAGCCUUAUUCACUGACGCUCUCUAUCCGGAGCUAUUGAAAGCUUGGGGUUCCACUCAGGGCGUAGGCACGUCAGUUGACUCGGGCCCCGCACACACGCGACGACACGCUCUUCUCAAAUGUUACGCGCAGCUUCCUGAUCUCAAUAAAAAUUGCAUUGAUUUUCUGCUCAACCAUUUUGUUAAAGUAAAUCAACACGAAACAGAGAACAAAAUGUCUUUACACAAUUUGGCAACGGUGUUUGGACCAACAUUACUUCGGCCAUCAAACAAUGCUCCUGGUGCUAAACAACGUACCGACCUGUUAGCCGCAGGAACCGUUGACGCUAUGGCCCAAGCCGGCAUACUCUAUUGUUUAUUACAGCAGAGACAAUUGGCCGCGCAAUUAUCUUCGCACCAUAGAGCUCCAACGCUUCUAGACUAACGCUUUGCUGCUAAAUCGCGGUAUUACCACGUGAGAUUGUGAGCCAAGAAAUGUUCUAGUUUUUCCCGCAACUGACUUUAUGGCAUAUUCAUAUUCCAACCAUAAUGUUCUAUCCAUUUUACUUUACAGUAUAGAUAAUUAAUUCAGAAUUCCUAAAAGUAUUUUUUUUUAUUCAAAUAUUUAUAGGAAUUUUAAAUCGUCAUAAUUAAAUAGAAAAAUAAAUGAUCCUAGAGGUAGCUUUGCGAGUCGCGCGUGGUUAAAAGCGAAGCGAUGUAAACAACGUUUUGGAUAAAAUAGCGAUUUUUUUGUUAUUUAAAUUUGAUAUUUUAAAGUGAUUAAGUACUUUUCUGUGCCCAGGGGGCCUUUGGCUGACAUGAAAAUUUUUAUUGUGUGUGUUUUGGUUUCCUCAGUGUGUGUUGUCUUUGUAAGUAAAGUAUACAUUCCAUUUAAAAUAUCACAGAAACGUGGACGAAAUCAAAUCAAAAAAUAAUAUUAUUAUUUAAAAAUUGGCAUUGUUCACAACAUGAACAAAUUGUGAUUUUAAUAUUGCUAUAUGAAAUGUGGAGAGACAUAAUUAAAUAAGUGAAAAAUAUUAUAUAUAAUGGCUAAUUAACCUUAGGCCAAAAUUGGUGCUAAAUAUUCAAGUGUAAUUUCGAAAUUUUAUAAUGCAAGGACAAUGCCAAUAAAUAAUAGAAUUCAGUGUAUGACAAGUUAUGAAGGGACCGAAUGAAAGUCACGGUUAGUGUUAACAAAAUAUAGACUGAUAAAUAAUUAAACUGUUGUGGAAGGAUGUUUUCCUGCAAAUAAAUGAAAAUUGCUUUAUAUACUUAGACAUUUAAUACAGAUAAUUUCAAAGUGCAGCAAUUUUCAGUGCUAGUCGUGCGUAUUUACUUUACUUUUUGUACCACUUCUAGUACUUUAUGUUUAGUUGUUAGUUUCUCAUAUGUAUUUUAAACUCAAUUCUCUUUGCUAAGUUAGUACUUAAAGACAACCAAAAAUGGAUUUUUGUAGAACAAAGUUUAUUUCAUUUGUAAUGAUUUUGUUAUUAUCUUAAAACUUAACAAUCUAUUUGUUGAAUAAUAUUAUAUAAUUAUAUUUAUGAUCACAUAGUGUUUAUAAGUUUUUUUUUACUUGUUCAAAGAACUUCAAAUGUGUUUUCUACUAUCACCAAAGACCUUAUUUACUGCAUCUUAAUUUACAUCAAUUCAUGUUGACAAUAUCCAGUAAUUACAGGUUUCUAAAAAAUAUGGUAACAAUAAUUGUUUAUGACAUCAAUAAGCCUGUGUACAUGUAGAAUAAUAUUUAAAUCACGCCAACCAACUGUUGUUCUGUCCUUAAAAUUGGCACUUUAUUAUUUGUUCCAGUCAAAAGUUAUUGUCAUGUUCAUACAAAAAUAUAUUUUUAAAACAUCACAUGAUUGCCAUAAAUUAUAUAAAACACCUUUCUUAUCUUAAUAUAAAAUGUAUACCACAAUGUAGAGGCCUACCUAGUUUUAAAAUAUCAUAAAUGCAAACUGUAGUAAUAAUCAUUGAUUUUUAGGAUAUGAAUGUACUUUCCUACCAUUCUAGCUUAAUCAAUGUCAACAUUAUUUUCUGACAGCUUUUACACGAAGUAAUACUAGGACUGUAGUAUUUCACUUUUAUAAGAUUUUGCAGUAUUUGUAUAAACAUCAUAAUGCACUGGACAUUAUAGAAAUAAAUAUGAAUAAGUAAAAAAUCAUUAUCCAUCAUAAACACAUAAUAUUGAAGGUGCCCAGUGUAUUAUGGUUGUUCCUUAACCUAUAUUUAAUAUAAUUUAUACAUUAAUAUUAUAACAACUUAUUUGGCAUAGAUAACAGAUUACAAAUUAGCAUUUUUAAAUGUUACAGUUCAGUGAAAUUUUCAUCUAAAAGCAUUUCAUCUAUUUCUUAGUCAUAUUUUGGAAUUCCAUGUGUAAGUUGUAACACCAAACAAAUAUUUUAAAUUCCUUACACACCAGUGAUAAAUAUAUUUGCCAAUAAAGCGGCCAAGUAUCUUUCAUAUUAUGUUACAAAGCAUUGUUUUCAGACCCAAUUACUUUCUCAUAAACAAUAAAAAAUUGUUAUUGAGAUAUGUAGGAUAUUAAUAAGAUAGUUUGUAUAAUUGGAUUUUGUAUUUAAUUUUUGUAUAUAAUUGAUACUAAAAUGUAGUUAUGAACCUUUCACAAUAAAUGUAUUUUUAAUACACCUUU